Colletotrichum abscissum is the source of this 543-nucleotide messenger RNA. Its product is annotated as ML domain-containing protein. Gene Ontology annotation, molecular function: sterol binding. Bases 1 to 543 code for a protein of 180 amino acids. Gene Ontology annotation, biological process: intracellular sterol transport. The record is from RefSeq and is a predicted model, not a curated record. NCBI's taxonomy places the organism in Eukaryota, Fungi, Ascomycota, Sordariomycetes, Glomerellales, Glomerellaceae. The transcript has 3 exons.
AUGAGGUUCGCUACAGCUGUCAUCGCCUUCCUCUCCGCCGGUCUCGCACCGGCCGGUGCCAGCGUCCUGGUCCAGAGAGACCAGUCCGUCAUUGUCAACGAUGACCUCAAGGUCCCCGGCGACUCGCCUUUAGAGCUCUGCCCCAAGUCCCAUGAUGAGGACAUCGUCACAAUCGACAGCGUAGACCUCUCUCCCAACCCUCCUCAGGCUGGCAAGGAGCUCGUCAUCAAGGCUUCCGGCACCGUCAAGCAGAACAUCGAGAAGGGCGCCUACGUCCUUCUCCAGGUCAAGUACGGCCUCAUCCGCCUUAUCAGCACCAAGGCGGACCUGUGCGAGCAGAUCGAGAACGUCGACCUCGAGUGCCCCAUCGAGAAGGGUGUUCUCACCGUCACCAAGUCUGUCGAGCUUCCUAACGAGAUCCCCUCCGGCAAGUACACCGUCUUUGCCGACGUUUACACCGCCGAUGACGUCCCCAUCACUUGCUUGACCGCUCAAGUCGUUUUCUCGCGCAACACCAAGAGCUUCUUCAGCCUGGAGCUCUAA